Mytilus trossulus (common blue mussel) is the source of this 2946-nucleotide messenger RNA. RefSeq lists its product as uncharacterized. Bases 117 to 2213 code for a protein of 698 amino acids. Gene Ontology annotation, biological process: G protein-coupled receptor signaling pathway; cell surface receptor signaling pathway. Gene Ontology annotation, cellular component: membrane. The transcript has a single exon. Gene Ontology annotation, molecular function: G protein-coupled receptor activity. The record is from RefSeq and is a predicted model, not a curated record. NCBI's taxonomy places the organism in Eukaryota, Metazoa, Mollusca, Bivalvia, Mytilida, Mytilidae.
UACAUAAACACACCGAGUGUUGUCUGUCAAAAUUACAUAUACGCUAUCAGCAGAUGUAGCUAAAACUUCAGUUUCAUUUGAACGUUGGACGAUGAAUAUACAGGAAAUAAUUUAACAUGUUCACACUUAGAAUUACCCUGAUAUUCUUUAUUUAUUCAUGUUUUUUUAGAACUGUAGAUAUGCAGACUGUAGAUCAAAUACUUGAAGAAGAUGUGACCGACUUAAAUAGUUCAUUCUGCCAACAAAAAUGGUCAUGCAAAGAGUUGGAAGUUGACGACAGGAAUUGUAAUUGUGAUUCUGAAUGCACUGUAUAUAAUGAUUGUUGUUCUGAUGUCGCUUCCAACCAAACCAUUCAAACCUCCAAACCAAAUUUUAGUUGUGAAUAUAUUCCUGGGAUUGAUGAGGACUCGUAUGUAUUUGUGGUGCAAAAAUGUCCACCAGGCACAAGUACAGAACUAAAAAAGGAAUGCGAAUCAUUUGAAAAUGAUCAAAUCCCAGUAAGCGGUAAAGCUACUGGUUAUAUGUAUAGAAAUAUGUAUUGUGCCGCGUGUCAUGGAGAAGAAUUCUUGUCCUGGCAAACAGGGUUUUCUUGUAAUUGGUCUCACAGAGGAGAAGUUAAUAGAACACUUGAAAGUAUGCAGAACGAUGAGCAUUGUAACAAGCGACUCUAUCCACCAACAUCGGGCGCUGAUUCAAAAUACAAAUCUAGACGAUGUUUCCCUAUAACAGAUACUUGUUUAUCAACACAUAGUGCGAGCAGAUGUCAAGAUGGACCAACUGAAGUAGUUUUUAAUGAUCAUGUUUACAAAAAUAAAGACUGUGCCCUUUGCAACAAUGUAACUAUUGAUCAACUAGUCUGCAGUGCUCGUGCAUGGACGCUGAGACCGUCUGGAGAGAAAAGGAAAAUAACUAGUUACAGUUACAGACUUCUGUUUGAUUACCAUACCAAUCUUGCUACUGGUACAUAUGUACAGCGACGUCGAGCGCAGAAACCAGAAAGAAACAGUAAAAUCUGCCCAACAUUUGAAUUGUAUGAUCUCUUUACCGAUGCCUGUAGAAAGGUUAACUGCAUAAUUCCUCUUGUUUAUGAAAAUGGAAAAUGUGUAUAUAAACCGACAGUUUCAAUUACAGACAUACCAGAUACAUUUUCCCGGGGCAAAGUUCGGAGUGAUUGUGUUUAUAUUCAGUUGAAUGAUACGGAAUAUGAAAUCAUAAACAGUAAUAACAUAUUUAUAUAUUCUAUAAACAAAACAUUAACUAAUGACUCCUUCUAUGAAGAUAGCAAUCAUGCAUAUGUCUGCCGUGAUCUACUUAAUGAAUUGUUUUCUGAUGAUUAUUUGGUCAGAGUAUACCGUGAAGCAGAAAGCAUUUUAUCCCUGGUUGGGUCAGUAUUAUCCAUCACUGCUCUGACCAUAACACUCUUUCUUUACUUGCGGUUUCCAAAGCUUCAAAACACACCCGGUAAAAGUUUAAUCUGUUUGAUGGUGUCUCUUAUUGUCGCACAGCUAUUAUUCUUGCUGGCUAGCACAGUUGAAGAUCAUAAACACGUGUGUAUAGGGUUUGCCAUAACUAUACAUUAUGCCUUCCUGACUUCCGUAUUUUGGAUGAAUUGUAUGUCAUUUGAUAUUUUUAUCACAUUUUCAAAAGGAUUCGUUAAAACAGAAGAAGACGAGAGUAACAAGAAAUUUGUGUGGUAUUCAGUAUACGCAUGGGUUAGCCCAAUGCUCAUUGUAGUAUCGGGCGUGUGCUUAGAUGCAUUUACAGUCAGUGACUUUAGUCCGCUGUAUGGACAAGUUGUAUGUUGGAUUGGAAACAAACAGGCAUUACUGGUGUACUUUCUUGUGCCAAUUGGAUUGUUAGUACUUACUAAUAUGUUUUUCUAUAUUUUCACCGUAAAGUCUAUUUUUGUUUCUAGUCGAAAAACAAAUAAGAUUUUAAGAAGAAAAGAGGGUUGUAAACUUCUUGUCUAUGUAAAAUUAUCAAUCGUGAUGGGGCUAACAUGGGUUUUUGCUUACAUCGCUUCGUUUUCAAACGAAACUGUUUUUUGGUAUUUAUUUAUUUGUUUUGGUUCUUGGCAGGGUGUCUUUAUUUUUAUUUCGUUUGUUUGCUUUGGGAAGGUACGAAGUCAUGUUAUAGAUAGGGCCAGAGUUGUGUCAUCCUACCUCAGAAGUCGUACUGCAACCACGCUUCUGACGGAUUCUACAAAAACUUAAUGAUCUUAAUGAUUUAUGUUGUAUAUGAGCGAAAUAAGACAUCUUUCAGCUUAGUUUUUAUUUCAGUAAAGUGUAUUCUAUUAAAUUUCUCUUCUUUUUUUUUGUCAAGAAAACAUUGUAGCUAUUGCAAAUGAGAAGCUUUAACUAUACUAGAAACUGUUUUUCUUCUUUCUAUUUUACAUCUUACCAGUACGAUAUCGAAUAGAAAAUAACAAAUUACAAACGUUUUUCCUGUAUGCUACUACUCCUGUAUAUUACAUUCAAAAUACUUUUAUGAUUUUAAAGUAUAAAAUCACUUGUCUUUUAUCUGCGUAGUUUAGCCAACUGAAAAUAAAGGAGGAUUUGUCACCAAGUACAAAUGUAUUAGGAACACAAGAACACUUUUUUUUCAAAUGUUUCAAAUCCUUUUGAUACACCCCACCACCCCUAACUGUCUUUAUGUUGUGUUCCCUAUUUACAUGUAACCGGCGUUUUUCAUGAAAGAUGCUAAAUGCUUAUUUUGAAAAAAAAUCAUUGUAAUGAUAGUUGAGGUUGUUAAUAAAUAUAAUUUGAACUUACACAUUCUAUUCUUUGGUUGAUUCAUGUAGUACUUGAAAAGAUUAUACUUAUAUAGGUUAUUAUCAAUCACACGAAGAAAAUCGGGUUAAGUCAUAUAUCAAGUAGGGACAAUUGAUGAUUCGGGGUGAGAAUGACGUCAAAUAUAUAUAUUGUUUUAUACUUAUUGGUGUACAAA